This is a messenger RNA of Nasonia vitripennis (jewel wasp), 1646 nucleotides long. Its product is annotated as facilitated trehalose transporter Tret1-2 homolog. NCBI's taxonomy places the organism in Eukaryota, Metazoa, Arthropoda, Insecta, Hymenoptera, Pteromalidae. Gene Ontology annotation, biological process: transmembrane transport. The transcript is spliced from 5 exons. Gene Ontology annotation, cellular component: membrane. The coding region runs from base 785 to 1336 and encodes 183 amino acids. The record is from RefSeq and is a predicted model, not a curated record. Gene Ontology annotation, molecular function: transmembrane transporter activity.
AACGACACCUCGGCAUCGCCGCGCCGCGCAUCCAUAUCCAAGCUCGCGCGCUUGGCUCUUCGAACUUUGCGGCAACUUUACUCCGCGCGUCGAGCCAAAGUGAGUUAAGUGCUUUUCACUCCUGAAAAUUGUGAUUCUCAUCGAUAAAUUUUUAUUCCGCUCAGCCAUGAAAAUACUGCACUGUUUGAAGUAUGGAGGACAACCAGUUCACACAAAUGCCAGACUACGGAAACUAACUAGCUUCUAAACAGCGGAAUAGAAACUAUCCAGAUGAUGAUAAAAGUGAUAAAAAACACACGGUUGCUGUGUCAAAAAUAAGAUGUUCUGCAUCACAAUUAGUUGCCGUAUUAGCAACAAACAUAGCGAAAUUUACGCAUGGAACACUGCUUGGAUAUGUUACUAUAGUGCUUGCGGAACUGUAUACAAAGAGAACGCUGAGAUAGACAUGACACUAAAUGAACUCACGUAGUUCAGUAGCAAUUGUUUCAUGUCACCCGUUGGGGCUUUAAUUAUUGGUUUAUUAACACAAAGCAUUAGCAGCCGUUAUUCAUUAAUGAUAGCUACCAUUCUGCAGACUAUUUCUUGGGUAAUGUUUUAUUGCGCUACUAACUCUGCAAUGUUGCUAAUUGCAUCAGCAAUAGUAGGAUUUGUUUAUUCUGUGUGACUUGGGCCAGGUUGUACGUACAUUGCUGAGAUUUGCCAACCGGAUUUGCGCGCUACACUUCUGGCUUCCAAUAACUUAUUCUUAUUGAUUGGCAAGUUCUGUAGUGUUUUAUUGGAUACUAUGAUGAAUUGGAGAACAAUUGCUCUUGUAAAUUGCAGUUUUCCGAUCUUUGGUUUCAUAGCGAUGUACUUUGUUCCGAAUAGCCCACACUGGCUUGCAAUCAAGGGAAGGAUGAUUCAAGCUGAACAUGCCAUGGCAUGGCUGCGCGGCUGGAUAACUCCUCAGUGCAUACAGCAGAAGUUCAGCACAUUAAAAGAGAUACAUCACAAUCCAGACAAAAAUUUAGUGACCAAUCUUUCGAAUCAAAAAAAUAUUAGCGAUUCGAGAACAUGUUUAAAUUUAAAAGAUACGCUUAGGCCGUAUUUACAGAGAUCCUUUUGUCGUCCGCUUGCUUCUGCUUGUUGCAUAUUUGUGCUGUACACGUUUACAGGAUCGUUGGCUAUAGUAACUUACAUUAUAAUUAUCUUCGAGAUGAUCGGCAAACGAAGACUUGUGUUCACUUCAAUGACUGGCACAAUGUCGUAUCUGACAAUAUCAAUAGUAGUAUUCCUAGUUUCGCAAAAUCACAUAUCCACUGUCCAAUCGGCUUUGACAAGGUUGUUUACAUGCUGAAUGUUGAAAUAUUCCCGACGCAGUUUCGUGGUACCGGUGCCGGAAUAGGACUAUUUUUAUCGUCAUUUCUAAGCGCAGUUGUUAAUAAGAUAUUUCUGUAUAUGGUGAACGGGAUGACACUCCCCGGGGUCUACCUGUUCUUCGCAACUGUAAAUAUAACCGCAUCGAUUUUGUUUUAUUUUAUGAUUCCGGAAACCAAUGGAAGAAUUUUAAAGGAAAUCGAAGAUCAUUUUACAGGCGUAAAAAAAUUAAAACGAAGACCCAAAAAUACCUUGGAAACUUCAUGAGUAAUAAACAAGUAUUAUUCGAG